This is a messenger RNA of Cordyceps fumosorosea ARSEF 2679, 732 nucleotides long. RefSeq names its product protein-beta-aspartate methyltransferase. The record is from RefSeq and is a predicted model, not a curated record. Gene Ontology annotation, molecular function: protein-L-isoaspartate (D-aspartate) O-methyltransferase activity. The transcript is spliced from 3 exons. Gene Ontology annotation, biological process: protein modification process. NCBI's taxonomy places the organism in Eukaryota, Fungi, Ascomycota, Sordariomycetes, Hypocreales, Cordycipitaceae. Gene Ontology annotation, cellular component: cytoplasm. The coding region runs from base 1 to 732 and encodes 243 amino acids.
AUGGCAUGGCGAUGCUCAGGGUCCACUAACCAGGAGCUGAUUGAGAACAUGUGGAGGCACAAGCUCAUCAGCGAUCCGCGCGUCAAGGAAGCUUUCUUGAAGGUUGAUCGUCGCCAUUAUACCCCGUCGCGCCCGUACGAAGACUCACCACAGUACAUUGGCUACCAAGCCACGAUAUCCGCGCCGCACAUGCAUGCCAGCGCCCUGGAGCACCUCAUCUCCUUCAUGAUGCCGUCCGACGCGUCCCCAGCGCCGCGUGCGCUCGACAUUGGCUCGGGCUCGGGCUACCUGACCCACGUCAUGGCGCAGCUCGUCGGCCCUCGUGGGCUGGUUGUCGGCGUCGAGCACAUCAACGCGCUGCGCGACAAGGGCGAGGCCAACAUGCGCAAGAGCACCGAAGGCAAGCAGCUGUUGAGCAGCGGCAAGGUCAAGUUUGUCGCGGCGGACGGCCGAAAGGGUCUCGAGGAGCCGGCACGAAAGGGCGAGGAGGCGCUGGGGACGCAGUGGGACGCAAUUCACGUCGGGGCGUCUGCGAGUAAGGUGCACGAUGAGUUGAUUGACCAGCUAAAAUCACCAGGAUGCAUGUUUAUUCCCGUUGAGGACGAAGACGACCCAGACUCGCAGUACGUCUGGCGCAUUGAAAAGAACAAGGACGGCAAAAUUUCACGAAAGAGACUCUUUGGAGUAAGAUAUGUUCCACUUACAGAUGCGCCAAAGGAGGAAAUCUUUUAG